UGUCUUUAUAGAGAUUUCUCUCUGCUUAUAGUCUCUGGUCAACGUUUAGUAUUUUCUACUCUCUGGUAUUAGAAUCUCUACGAAAAGUUUUCUUUAGCGAUAUGAAAUACAAAUCGACGACUGAUUAAGAAUAAUACACCUAUCAAUCAUGAACAUUCAUCCCGGAAAUUGCACCAGUACUGACGGUAAACAAGUUUGUCCGUACAAGGAAAAAUGUUAUCGCAGAAAUCCUAUACACUUCACCGAAAUGUCUCAUCCGCACCUGGAAAAAUUGGUGAUGGAUCAACUCGAUGGUACGAUAACUGUUCCUCCCCGACUUGAUUUUGAAUGUAGUGACAGAUCGACACUGCUGGAUCAGUUAAAAAUACUCCAAAUGGUGUUGAGGAAAGAAAGGGAUAGGAAUGAUGAAAUCGGGACAGGGCAAACCUCGAUAGAGGAUAAAAGAAACAGCAUAAGAAAUAUUCCUCAGUUCACAAAUAGCAUCCCACAAGACCUUAAAGAUAAGAUAGACAGAAAUAAAAAAAUCGCCGUUGAAAGGCGUGAGGCAAAAUUACGAGAGAUGGACAAACGAGCGAUUUUGCUCUCAAAGCCAUCAACGAGCGAUUCCAGCGACUUAACAAUGGCCACGGAUAGUAAGAGUUUAAUCAAAGAUGACGUGUCCAAUGAAACAUGGAGCAAACUCGCUGACAGAAUUAAAAAACAGAAAUUGGAAAGCAGGAACGAGAUGACGAGCACAUUGGGAUUGAAAAGAAACUCUGAACACUUGAACCAAGACUCAGAGUCUUCUAAAAGAUUUAAAAAUGAUCAAGCUAUAGAGAAUCGUAGUAACAGAGUUGGAGGGCAAGCUGGUGGCGCGAGCACAAGUAACGGAAAUUCUCAGCUUGGUGAUCAGGAGCCAGAUUUAAUGACAGCUUAUGCUGGUAGCACCACGAGUGCAUUGAGAAAUGAAAUGAGAUUGAAGGUUAUAGAAAAGAUAAGAAGCAGCGGGAUAAAAAUGUCUAUUGUCGAGCCAGGUGAAUUUGCUUUGAAAUAUGCCUUGUCUGCGCCGUAUCAUUUAUUUUUCACAAGAGUCGAGGAUUGCAAGGAAACUCACGAUCAAAAUUUUUCCCUAACAUUCCCUGAGAUUCUCGACAGAAGUCUAGGUGAGAUAGUAUCCAGCCUCCAGAUAAAUUUCAUGCUCGAUGCUGGAUGGCUGUGUGCUCAAUAUUUACUUGCCGGACAAUCGUCGGACAUGCUCAUACUCUACGGGGAACGAGAAGACCAGGAAAAAUUACCACCAAACAUUAAAACUAUUCAUAUUAAAAUGCCAACGUUCGGUUGUCAUCAUUCAAAGCUAAUGGUAUUCAAGUACCGCAACAACGGAAUCAGAGUUGUUGUCUCCACAGCGAAUCUCUAUUCCGACGAUUGGGAGAAUAGAACUCAAGGGGUCUGGAUAUCGCCUCACUUGCCUCGCCUGCCAGAUUCUGCAAAUACUAGUGACGGUGAAUCGCCAACAGGAUUCAAAAAGGAUUUUGAACGUUAUUUGCAGAAGUACAAUUUGCCUGAUUUGACCGAGUGGGUCCAGGCGAUCAGGAAAGCUGAUUUCUCAGAUGUUAAAGUAUUUUUUGUUGCGUCAGUGCCAGGAAAUCACAAAGACGCAGAACAUAAUGCUUGGGGUCAUAGAAAACUGUCAACUAUUUUAUCCCAGCACGUUACUUUGCCACCAAAUGCACCCGAAUGGCCGAUAAUUGCACAGUGCUCGAGCAUCGGAAGCCUUGGACCAAAUUAUGAGAGUUGGCUGUCUAAAGAAAUCAUACCUGCCAUGUGCAGGGAAAAAAAUCAGGGAUUGAAAAGUCACCCAAGAUUCCAGUUCAUCUAUCCGUCAAUUAAUAACUACAAAAACAGCUUUGACAUGAGAAAAGGCGCUUGUUGUUUACCCUACGGAUUAACAACCCAUCAGAAACAACAGUGGCUGGAAUCAUAUCUUUACCAAUGGAAGGCGAGCAAUACCCGGCGAGACCGAGCGAUUCCACAUAUCAAAACUUACACGAGAAUUUCGCCAGAUCAAACUGAAAUUCCCUGGUUCGUACUGACGAGUGCUAAUUUGAGUAAGGCUGCAUGGGGACAUAGAAGAGGAAAUCAUUACAUCAUGAGCUACGAAGCUGGAAUUAUCUUCGUGCCGAAAUUAGUCACUGGAAACACUGUCUUUAAUAUCAAACGGGAAACGCCUGACGGUACACCGAGGUUUCCAAUUCCAUACGACGUUCCGUUAACCCGUUACGAGGCUCAGGAUAAACCCUUUGUUAUGGAAUUUUUCAAAGGAUACGAAUAAAAAUAUUUGUAGUUUUA
This is a messenger RNA of Neodiprion virginianus, 2328 nucleotides long. RefSeq names its product probable tyrosyl-DNA phosphodiesterase (gene gkt). The record is from RefSeq and is a predicted model, not a curated record. Lineage: Eukaryota; Metazoa; Arthropoda; Insecta; Hymenoptera; Diprionidae. The transcript is spliced from 6 exons. Gene Ontology annotation, cellular component: nucleus. Gene Ontology annotation, biological process: double-strand break repair; single strand break repair. Bases 149 to 2311 code for a protein of 720 amino acids. Gene Ontology annotation, molecular function: double-stranded DNA binding; single-stranded DNA binding; 3'-tyrosyl-DNA phosphodiesterase activity.